Molecule: messenger RNA, 807 nt
Organism: Symbiodinium pilosum
Lineage: Eukaryota; Dinophyceae; Suessiales; Symbiodiniaceae
Source: the annotation of a GenBank genome assembly
AUGCCAGGUACCGGGAUGAGGCAAUCUGCCUUCAAUGAUUACACCGAUGCGGGCUUCGGCAGCAGCCCCUUUGCGGACGUGCCGUCCAGGAGUGGAAUCUUCGCCCCAGAGCCGCCUGCGUCCCUACCGCGGGCGAGCGCCUUUGACGCAGGACUUGGCACGUCGGCCAUGUUGCCGACCGCCUCCACCUUUGCACCAACUGGUCCAGACGUUCGCGUUCCGGAGACAGCGCCGGCCCCUUCGCCAUUGAGGCUUGCCUCACAGGAUGAGUUCAGCACCAUGAGCUCUGAAAUAAAGCGGACGUUCACGCUUUGGGUGCAGAAGGCGGAAAAGCAGCUCCGAGAGGAUUACGCUUCGCUGCAGCGCGAGCGCCAAGCUUUCGAGGAGGAGAAGGCACGUGUCUGGCAGGAGUUCGUCGCACAGAAGCAGGCAGAGUAUGACCGCAUACGCGAUGACCGACGACGAGCCGAGUUGGAGGUCCAGAACUCCGCGAGACAAAUCCGUCAAGAGCGCGAGGAAUCUCGUGCACGCAUCAAAGGCGAACGCGACCAGAUCGAGAAGGACGUACAGCAGGGACGUCGGCGUUUCCUCUUGGAGCGCGAGAAGUUCCGCAUGGAGUACGAGGACUUGUGUUUUGCUGAGAGCUUCACUGAAGGUCCGAGCGCAGUGCAGAAUGCCCAGCAAAGCCCUGCUAAAGCUGGCCUGACACUGCAAGCGGAGGGCGCUGAGAAAGAGCGGCAGCGGGUGUCCGAGCACAAUGUCGCCACCGAGACCAUGGCGGGGAGGGGGUGGCAAGCUGCGACUUGA